AUGCGGGCGGCCAACGUUUGCAACCUGCUGUUCGGCGCCGUCGCGGGGUCCUUGCGCGGCCCGGUGCGCGAUAAGGAUACGCUCCGGCGCCAUUUUUUUGCGCUUACGCUACUUUGCUCAACCGCUUGCCCGAUAAAAAGCGUCGUUGUUAACGGCGCCCGCUUCGACCCGCGCGCCGACGUCGUCGUUUCGUCCUACACCAGCCUGCGCUCGUGCGCCGAAUCGCUCGGGCCCCUCCUCGGCGCGCCCGUCGCGGCCAACCUAAUGCCUAAGGACGCCGAGGGCAAUAUUGCCGUUGCUACUUACCUGGCAGAAAACGAAAUUGAGGGUUUAAAACGAGACGAGGAAAUGGCCAAGCAUGCGUUUUAUAUUGACUAG
This is a messenger RNA of Gaeumannomyces tritici R3-111a-1, 378 nucleotides long. RefSeq lists its product as hypothetical. The record is from RefSeq and is a predicted model, not a curated record. The transcript has a single exon. Lineage: Eukaryota; Fungi; Ascomycota; Sordariomycetes; Magnaporthales; Magnaporthaceae. Bases 1 to 378 code for a protein of 125 amino acids.